GGUUAAUAUGUGGGGUAAUGUUAUGAAACCUGAUGAAACGUUCACUUGUAUUAAUCCUGAUGCUGAUUCUGCUUCAUACCACACCAAUGUAACAUUAUGGUCAUUACUAUCAGCAGGAUGGUUACCAUGCAUGCUAUGGGGUAUUGGUACAGCUAUUGGCGAGCUACCACCUUAUGCUACUUCGUAUGCGGCACGUAAGGCAGGGCUCGAGGAUGAGGACUUUAAUGAGGCUUUUGGGGUUGUGGAUUCUGCUGCUACUUGUAACAACAACAACAACUCUGCUGAUGUUGUUGUUGAUUGGAUGAAGAACUGGAUGAUACAAUUCCUCGAAAAACAUGGUUUUUGGGGAGUUCUGCUUAUGUCGGCGUGGCCCAAUGCUAUGUUCGAUCUCUGUGGUCUAUGUUGUGGCCAUUUCCUUAUGCCUUUUUGGACAUUCUUCUCAGCAGUAUUCCUUGGGAAGGCUGUUAUCAAGGUAAUAAUAACAACAAUCACAAUCAUCAUCAUGGUCGUCAUCAUGGUCAUCACUGCCACUUAG
This is a messenger RNA of Perkinsus marinus ATCC 50983, 535 nucleotides long. Its product is annotated as vacuole membrane protein, putative. The record is from RefSeq and is a predicted model, not a curated record. Lineage: Eukaryota; Perkinsozoa; Perkinsida; Perkinsidae. The transcript is spliced from 4 exons. The annotation marks the transcript as partial.